CUGAUACAAAGCGUUUGCGAUGAAUGAACGUUAAACUAGCGAUACAUUUAUUAAACAAAGUUCGGAAUUGAAUUAAUAAACACUUUUGAUGCCCUUAACGCGUCGAAUUGCAUUUUAUCUGAAAGAUGGGAUGGUAUCGCUGAGUAAACGAUUGGUCGGUCGCUGGAGAAUAUUAGCGAACUGUAGCAUACUUCUGUGAUUAUUUUGAGGAGUAAUUUCCCGCCGUCGUUGUUGUUUGUUACUGUGUGGUAAUUAGUUUUAGCAUCGAGCGACGCGUGUAACGCGCCCAAAAUGAUGUAAAGUGUUACCGUAAACGUAUUUUGUCUAAUGAAGACGCCGUCUGAGACGUUAUAGCGGAGGGAAGGUUUCAAAAGAGCGUCGCGGAAUCAAUGAGCGCUUCUAAAGUGUAAUGAUGAAGUAAAAAUCGCUGAUUGGACGGACGCGUGACCCCGUAGCCAAUGAGAGGAGAGAUGGGGAGCACGAGGAGCGCGUUAUAAUAAAGGAGAAAAUAUGACGUCAAUAUAGGAAGUCAUUGUAGAGCAACACUACAACGAUUAGUGGCAAAAGGGAGCGUGAUGUCGAGGAGUUAGAGCAUCCCAAUCUCUCCACACCUCAACUUUGAAAGAAAGUUCAAUAACCAUAACAAAAGGACGUGGACUACACAGACCCACUCGCUUUCCACGUUUCACCUUGAAUGUAACAACAUCUUGGAGCGCAGGCUAUGUUUCUGUUUUUCUUUGCGUAAGUGCAAGGAUUUUUUUUUGAUUCGCGCGUAAUGUUUGUUUUGUACUUUUCGGGGCUUUUUUAAUCGUUCCGUCGGUCCGGUUAAGUUUUUUUCUUCUUCUUCCUCUUACAAAAUUGCGCAGGAAAGUUGUUAUGAAGACGACUUAAGUGCUCCUCUUUUUCUUGUACUAUGGAAGGAUCCAGUGGGUCUAGUUUCGGAAUAGACACUAUUUUGUCCACGACCAAUUCUGGCAGCUCGGUACUGAUGAACGGAGAUUUUCGCCUCGGUGACGGUAACAGAACAGCGGAUUUCAGGAGCCAGGCGACCCCGUCACCAUGUUCGGAGAUAGACACUGUGGGAACAGCCCCCUCGUCCCCGAUCUCGGUUACGAUGGAGCAUCCCGAGCCGCAUCUGGUCCAAGACAGCCUUCAGCAUCACCAUCACCAUCAUCAUCACAGUCAGGCUCAGAGUUUGCAGCUUUCACCCCAGCCUCAUCCGCUCGGUCAGGCCGGCUGUGCCCCCAGGACUGCCACCUCCUCCUUUCUAAUCAAAGACAUUUUGGGCGACAGUAAACCGCUAGCAGCGUGCGCUCCUUACAGCACCAGCGUACCAUCCCCGCACCACAGCCCCAAAACAGAGAGCGGAACCGCCCCGGACGGCAUCAGGCCCAAACUAGAGCAAGAUGAGAACAGAAGCAAACUGGACAAAAGAGAUGACAUGCAGAGCGAUUUAAAAUGUAACGGGGCGAAAGAAGAGGGCGAUCGGGAAAUUUCUAGCUCGAGAGACAGUCCGCCGGUCCGCUCGAAAAAACCUCGCAAAGCGCGGACGGCCUUCUCCGACCAUCAGCUGAACCAGCUGGAGCGCAGCUUCGAAAGACAGAAAUACCUCAGCGUUCAGGACCGAAUGGACCUGGCAGCGGCCCUAAACCUCACAGACACACAAGUCAAAACUUGGUAUCAAAACCGACGGACGAAAUGGAAGAGGCAGACGGCUGUCGGAUUAGAACUGCUGGCUGAAGCUGGAAAUUAUUCGGCCUUACAGAGAAUGUUCCCAUCUCCGUAUUUCUAUCACCCGAGUUUAUUAGGCACCGUGGACAGCACGACAGCGGCCGCCGCCGCCGCUGCCAUGUACAGCAGCAUGUACCGGACUCCGUCCACGCCGCAUCCAUCUCUCCAGAGACCGCUCGUCCCCAGAGUGCUCAUUCACGGCUUGGGGCCCGGGGGACAACCGGCACUGAACCCGAUAGCAAACCCAAUACCGGGCACACCGCAUCCCCGGUAAAACGAAAAGACGCGGAGAGACAAAUGCAUCACACGUGAUGUGACAGACUGCGCUGAACUUUCACGAGACGCAUUUUUUCCCCCCCUCCGACGCCGAGAGACGAUUUUAUCGAAGAAAAAAGAUGUAUUAUUUAAUAUGGACCAUUUCUGACGUAUAGGCCAAACUAAACCAGACGAGCCUGUGACCGUGACAGUAAAAGGACUGUUCAUUGUCA
Puntigrus tetrazona (Sumatra barb) is the source of this 2219-nucleotide messenger RNA. RefSeq names its product BarH-like homeobox 2 (gene barhl2). Lineage: Eukaryota; Metazoa; Chordata; Actinopteri; Cypriniformes; Cyprinidae. Gene Ontology annotation, biological process: regulation of transcription by RNA polymerase II. The transcript is spliced from 3 exons. Bases 914 to 2005 code for a protein of 363 amino acids. Gene Ontology annotation, molecular function: RNA polymerase II transcription regulatory region sequence-specific DNA binding; DNA-binding transcription factor activity, RNA polymerase II-specific. The record is from RefSeq and is a predicted model, not a curated record. Gene Ontology annotation, cellular component: nucleus.